Messenger RNA from Nomascus leucogenys (northern white-cheeked gibbon), 3033 nucleotides. RefSeq names its product butyrophilin subfamily 2 member A1 (gene BTN2A1). The record is from RefSeq and is a predicted model, not a curated record. Gene Ontology annotation, biological process: regulation of cytokine production; T cell receptor signaling pathway. Lineage: Eukaryota; Metazoa; Chordata; Mammalia; Primates; Hylobatidae. Gene Ontology annotation, cellular component: external side of plasma membrane. The coding region runs from base 815 to 1945 and encodes 376 amino acids. Gene Ontology annotation, molecular function: signaling receptor binding. The transcript has 9 exons.
GGAACUCGUGACUGUGGAAGCCCAGGGGACCAGAUCCCGGUUCCUGCAACUCCAGACAUGGCGACCUAGGAGAAAGGAAAGAACAAUUUUUUCUCCUCUUUUGGGAAGGUUUGUGUCUAGUAGUGCCUGUGCCCUUGGGCGGCUUGGAGAGAAGAGGGACGACUGGAGAAUCGUCGAGAACCAGCGGAGAAAAGAAAACGCAACGUUAAUUCUAGAAGGCCUCCUGUCCCUUCCUGCUCUGGGUGCUCAUGGAACCAGCUGCUGCUCUGCACUUCUCCCGGCCAGCCUCCCUCCUCCUCCUUCUCCUCCUCCUCUUCAGCCUGUGUGCACUGGUCUCAGCCCAGUUUAUUGUCGUGGGGCCCACUGAUCCCAUCCUGGCCACAGUUGGAGAAAACACUACGUUACGCUGCCAUCUGUCACCCGAGAAAAAUGCUGAGGACAUGGAGGUGCGGUGGUUCCGGUCUCAGUUCUCCCCCGCAGUGUUUGUGUAUAAAGGUGGGAGACAGAGAACAGAGGAGCAGAUGGAGGAGUACCGAGGAAAAACCACCUUUGUGAGCAAAGACAUCCGCAGGGGCAGUGUGGCCCUGGUCAUACAUAACAUCACAGCCCAGGAGAACGGCACCUACCGCUGUUACUUCCAAGAAGGCAGGUCCUCCGAUGAGGCCAUCCUGCACCUUGUAGUGGCAGAGCUUCUGGAAGCUGAGGUCUACUGAGAAGUCGUCCCAGAAGCAGAAAGUGAAAUCCAAAACUUGCCUGUUUGAAGUUGGAGUCGACACAUCCACCUCGAAGACUGGGCUCUAAGCCCCACGUUGAAAUGAGGGGCCACGAGGACGGGGGCAUCCGGCUGGAGUGCACAUCUGGAGGGUGGUACCCAAAGCCCCUCACAGUGUGGAGGGACCCCUAUGGUGGUGGGGUUGUGCCUGCCCUGAAGGAGGUCUCCAUGCCUGAUACAGACGGCCUCUUCAUGGUCACCACAGCUGUGAUCAUCAGAGACAAGUCUGUGAGGAACAUGUCCUGCUCUAUCAACAACACCCUGCUUGGCCAGAAGAAAGAAAGUGUCAUUUUUAUUCCAGAAUCCUUUAUGCCCAGUGUGUCUCCCUGGGCAGUGGCCCUGGCUAUCAUUGUGGUUAUUCUGAUGAUACUCAUUGCCAUAUGCAUCUAUUGGAUCAACAAACUCCAAAAGGAAAAAAAGAUUCUGUCAGGGGAAAAGGAGUUUGAACAGGAAACAAGAGAAAUUGCUGUAAAGGAACUGGAGAAAGAACGUGUGCAAAAACAGGAGGAACUUCAAGUAAAAGAGAAACUUCAAGAAGAAUUGCGAUGGAGAAGAACAUUCUUACAUGCUGUCGAUGUGGUCCUGGAUCCAGACACCGCUCAUCCCGAUCUCUUCCUGUCGGAGGACCGGAGAAGUGUGAGAAGGUGCCCCUUCAGGCACCUAGGGGAGAGCAUGCCUGACAACCCAGAGAGAUUCGACAGUCAGCCUUGUGUCCUAGGCCGGGAGAGCUUCGCUUCAGGGAAACAUUACUGGGAGGUGGAGGUGGAAAACGUGAUUGAGUGGACUGUGGGGGUCUGUAGAGACAGUGUUGAGAGGAAAGGGGAGGUCCUGCUGAUUCCUCAGAAUGGCUUCUGGACCUUGGAGAUGCAUAAAGGGCAAUACCGGGCCAUGUCCUCCCCUGAUAGGAUCCUCCCUUUGAAGGAGUCCCUUUGCCGGGUGGGCGUCUUCCUGGACUAUGAAGCUGGAGAUGUCUCCUUCUACGACAUGAAGGACAGAUCGCACAUCUACACAUGUCCCCGUUCAGCCUUUUCCAUGCCUGUGAGGCCCUUCUUCAGGUUGGGGUGUGAGGACAACCCCAUCUUCAUCUGCCCUGCACUCGCAGGAGCCAAUGGGGUCACGGUGCCUGAAGAGGGCCUGACACUUCACAGAGUGGGGACCCACCAGAGCCUGUAGAAUCAAUUCCUUGGUCUCACAGCCAUGUAGACAAGCCCUGGUCAUCUCAGCAGCCACUGCACAACGCCCCUGGUGGAAGACACGCCCUCCUCCCCUCUGGUCACACAAGAGAACGUCUUCCAGCUGCCUCUUUCACACCCACUCCAGACCUCAGCCCCAGUUUUCUCCUCCUCACUAAGCUGUGUUUUUAGUAGUUCCUUUGCUUGUAACUAUGCGAUGGGAUCCAGGCAUAGGGAACUAGUUAUUACACAGCUCCCAGCCAAGAAGAAAGUGUGAGAAGUUGAUGGGCAGCGAACCUGCUAUUUAACAUCAGGGUGACCACAUUGAGCCCAGUAUUCCAGUUGGCACCAGAUGAUAUGGACUUGGAAUGAGGCCAACAGGGUUCACCAGGAUGUAAGAGGAGAGAGGAAUCCACAGGACCACCGGAGAGGAGAGGGAACAAGAUAUGCAGGUCAGAGAUAGAGGAAGUGGAACCAGAGAGCUGGGAGGGACCAAGGUUGUAAGGGUGGCUAAGUCCCACCAUAACAGCUAAGGGGACCUGGGAGAUGAUGGCUCAUUUCCACCCAACCCCGGGAUUUCCAGAGCGCACAUCCACAGGCCUGGACCUGGGAUGAAGAUGAAUGAAGAACAUGGAUGCACGUGGAUGUGGUUUGGCUCAGGUGUCCCUGCAGUUGGCAAGGAGUCAGUACUCAGUCCCUGAGUGUGGCUGAAGUUUGAGGUCCUGGCUGAGCCAAGGAGUAAUGGACCAGAUCUACCUCAGUAUUCAGGUUCAGUGGGGACACUAGUGGCUUCAAACUUCCUGGUCUCAUGGUAUCUUGAGACAUCUUACAAAUGAUGGAGGAUUCCAAAGAGUUUUUGUUUAUUUGGGUUAACAUUUGUUGGUAUUUAUGGCAUUUGAGAUUGAAACUAAGAAAUGUUUUAAUUUAUUACCUUUACAACAUUUUUUUACAUUACAUACAUACAUUUACAACAUUUAUUAAUUUAUGUUAAAAUAACAUGAAUAAGCCAAUUACAGGUUAAUAUAAGUAAAAUGUUUGUGAAAAAAGUAUGGUAUCCAAAGCAAAAUAAAUUUUGAGAAGUGCGGCAUU